AUUGAACGUAUUUCCACGUUGGUUCUUGUCAACAUUUAUUUUUAGAAAGUGGAAGUUCCCACACAUCUGGUCAUUCUUUUCCUCAACGCGUUUGUUUCAAAGACACCAAUAUGGUUUUAGCGGACUUAGGGAGGAAAAUCACCUCAGCACUCAGGGGACUCAGCAAUGCAACCAUUAUUAAUGAAGAGGUGUUGAAUGGCAUGCUGAAAGAAAUAUGUUCAGCAUUGCUUGAAGCUGAUGUCAAUGUACGUCUUGUUAAACAAUUGAGGGAAAAUGUCAGGUCUAUCAUUGACUUUGACGAGAUGGCAGGAGGUCUCAACAAGAGGAGGAUGAUACAGUCAGCAGUUUACAAGGAACUUGUCAAGCUUGUUGAUCCAGGAGUAAAAGCAUGGCAGCCAACAAAAGGUAGAAACAAUGUUAUCAUGUUUGUGGGUCUGCAAGGAAGCGGUAAAACUACCACAUGUACAAAGUUAGCAUAUUACUAUCAGAAGAAAGGAUGGAAGACGUGUUUGAUUUGUGCCGAUACAUUCCGUGCGGGAGCCUUUGAUCAGCUAAAACAGAAUGCAACAAAGGCUAGAAUACCAUAUUACGGAAGUUACACUGAAAUAGAUCCAGUUGAGAUUGCUAAAGAUGGUGUGGACAAAUUUAAGUCGGAGAAUUUUGAGAUCAUCAUAGUGGACACCAGUGGUCGUCACAAACAGGAGGAUUCUCUCUUUGAAGAAAUGUUACAAGUGUAUACAACAGUAUCUCCAGACAAUGUUAUAUUCGUUAUGGAUGCCUCUAUAGGACAGGCUUGUGAAGCACAGGCUAAGGCCUUUAAGGAGAAAGUAGAUGUUGGUUCAGUUAUCAUCACAAAGUUAGACAGUCAUGCUAAAGGUGGUGGAGCGCUUAGUGCUGUUGCAGCAACAAAGAGUCCUGUGAUAUUUAUUGGUACAGGAGAACAUACAGAUGAUUUUGAACCUUUCAAAGUGCAGCCUUUUGUCAGCAAACUUCUAGGUAUGGGAGAUAUAGAAGGGCUGAUAGACAAAGUCAAUGAACUUAAACUAGAUGAUAAUGAAGAGUUAAUGAAGAAAAUCAAACAAGGUCAUUUUACAUUAAGGGACAUGUAUGAACAGUUCCAGAAUAUUAUGAAGAUGGGACCAUUUGGUCAGAUAAUGAACAUGAUUCCUGGCUUCAGUUCAGAUUUUCUCACUAAAGGAGGGGAACAAGAAUCUAUGGCUAGACUGAAGAAACUCAUGACCAUCAUGGACAGUAUGAGUGAUGAAGAAUUGGACAGUUUAGAUGGCGAGAGAUUGUUUACAAAGCAGGCAGGUCGCACUCAGAGAGUGGCACGAGGCGCUGGCGUCUCUGUCAGGGAGGUGAAUGAAUUACUCACACAGUACAAGAAGUUUGCUCAGAUGGUCAAGAAGAUGGGUGGAAUUAAGGGAUUGUUCAAGGGUGGUGAUAUGAGUAAGAAUGUUAAUCCAGCACAGAUGGCCAAAUUGAACACACAAAUGGCAAAAAUGAUGGAUCCAAGAGUUUUACAUCAAAUGGGAGGUAUGCAGGGUCUACAGAAUAUGAUGAGACAGUUCCAGCAAGGAGCCGGUGGUAAAGGAGGCGGGGGCAUGGGGAAUAUGUUCGGAUAAUGAAAAAUUGUGUUCUUUAAAAGCUUCAAAUUAAAGUAAAACCCACUUUUUAGCCUUCUAAGGUGAAAAGAAACUUGAGGAAAACUAGUCAAGUUCCUUUGAGGCUGGAAACACUUUAUCAUGAAAAGAAAUUAUAAUUGUGAAACAUUUCAUGAGGUCUACUGAAAUCUUCAAUAGUGGAAGUGUGUGGCAAAUGAGUGAUGAACUGGAUAGCACCAAAUCAGAAACUUUAUCAUUUAAGAAAUGAUAAGUUCCCAAGGGUGGUUUAUCGUAAAAUAAAUGUUUUGAGUUCUUAUGCUUAAGAAUAUAUCACAAAGGCUGUAGGCCUGAAUGAUAUAUUGUUUUGCAUAAAUCACUUGGGAACUUGUUAUUUCAAUUCUAACACGACAUACUAGAAUCAACAGUGUUAUAAAAAAUGGUAACUGCUUUUUACGACAUGAACUACACUUAGAGCUACACACCUGGAUCAUUCUGUUCAAAAAGGAUGACGUCACUACUUUGCACGAGUAUAUGUUAUCGCAAAAUAACUGUUGAUUGAUUUUUCCUAUGUGUAUACAGGUUAUUUGCUGGUCGUGUUAGAAUUAACUUUUAUUUACUAUAAACUUGGCACAAAUCGAUCGAAAUGUACUACAUAUGGAUGUGCCAUUGUGGGUUAAAAAUGCAGGAAUUUUUAACUUUGUUUAAACAGUUUUGAACAUUAUGUAAUUUCAUUUUGGUUGUUAAUCGCUAGUGCUACAGAAAAUUUCUGCUGUUUUAUAGCAUUGAAAGUUAUGAGAAACUGUGUUUACUUAUGCGGGAAACACAAAUUUGAUUUAUAAAUAAGAGGAAUUUUAACAAAUUCUAAAUAAAUAUAAAUGCAAGGGAAUAUUGUGUAUUGUUUUACAAAAUACUAUUAUUAAGUGCAGAUUUUGAAUGUUUAUUUAUAUAGAAAGAUGUUUUUAUGCCCCCGAAGGGAGGCAUAUAGUUUUUGAACCGUCUGUCCGUCUGUCAGUCAGUCUGUCCGCAAUUUUCGUGUCCGGUCCAUAUCUUUGUCAUCGAUGGAUGGAUUUUCAAAUAACUUGGCAUGAAUGUGUACCACAGUAAGACGACGUGUCGCGCGCAAGACCCAGGUCCGUAGCUCAAAGGUCAAGGUCACACUUAGACAUUAAAGGAUAGUGCAUUGAUGGGCGUGUCCGGUCCAUAUCUUUGUCAUUGAUGGAUGGAUUUUCAAAUAACUUGGCAUGAAUGUGUACCACAGUAAGACGACGUGUCGCGCACAAGACCCAGGUCCGUAACUCAAAGGUCAAGGUCACACUUAGACUUUAAAGGAUAGUGCAUUGAUGGGCGUGUCCGGUCCAUAUCUUUGUCAUCCAUGGAUGGAUUUUCAAAUAACUUGGCAUGAAUGUGUACCACAGUAAGACGACGUGUCACGCGCAAGACCCAGGUCCGUAGCUCAAAGGUCAAGGUCACACUUAGACGUUAAAGGUCAUUUUUCAUGAUAGUGCAUUGAUGGGCGUGUCCGGUCCAUAUCUUUGUCAUUCAUGCAUGGAUUUUAAAAUAACUACGCAUGAAUGUGUGACACAGUAAGAUGACGUGUCGCGCGCAAGACCCAGCUCCGUAGGUCAAAGGUCCUAAACUCUAACAUCGGCCAUAACUAUUCAUUCAAAGUGCCAUCGGGGGCAUGUGUCAUCCUAUGGAGACAGCUCUUGUUGUUCUUCAGAUUGAACUUUUUUUUUUUGUUGUAAAUGGCCAAUAGUUACUGUAUUAGUUGCCUUUUAGAGACAGAAGUGCUUAAUGACAUUUUGCAGUGUGAAAUGAAGAUAGAAUUCACACAUUGCAACAUAAAAUUAACAUUUCACAGAAGGAGAGUCUCUGAUAGUUCGCUGGAGGUAUUAUUAUUAUAUGGAAUUGUAAGAAAACACAUUAUUUAUCAUGUUUGUACAUUCUUUUUUCAUCAUUUGAUUACUUUAAA
This is a messenger RNA of Mercenaria mercenaria, 3576 nucleotides long. Its product is annotated as signal recognition particle 54 kDa protein. Gene Ontology annotation, molecular function: ATP hydrolysis activity; GTPase activity; GTP binding. The transcript has 14 exons. Gene Ontology annotation, biological process: SRP-dependent cotranslational protein targeting to membrane; SRP-dependent cotranslational protein targeting to membrane, translocation. NCBI's taxonomy places the organism in Eukaryota, Metazoa, Mollusca, Bivalvia, Venerida, Veneridae. Gene Ontology annotation, cellular component: signal recognition particle, endoplasmic reticulum targeting; cytosol. The record is from RefSeq and is a predicted model, not a curated record. The coding region runs from base 111 to 1625 and encodes 504 amino acids.